This is a messenger RNA of Cylindrotheca closterium, 270 nucleotides long. The record is from the annotation of a GenBank genome assembly. Lineage: Eukaryota; Bacillariophyta; Bacillariophyceae; Bacillariales; Bacillariaceae.
AUGAAUAAUGCGAGCGAGAAGGUUAACGAAGUCGCUGAGGAAAAGAUGGAAUUAGCCAAAAGAAACACUAAAAAGAUGGGUGAUGCAUUGUCCGACUCUGCAAAGGAGGCCAGAUCACAAGUUGGUGAUGUGAUCGAUUCGGGUACGCAACAAGUUGAGGAUGACAAUGACGAGACGAAACAAUUCAAGCAUCUGACAAACAUUCAGUAUCAGAUCCUCAGUCUAUCAUCAGAGUACAACGAUAAAGCGCAGCUGUGGUAUGAGGUGUAG